Molecule: messenger RNA, 511 nt
Organism: Meloidogyne enterolobii
Lineage: Eukaryota; Metazoa; Nematoda; Chromadorea; Rhabditida; Meloidogynidae
Source: the annotation of a GenBank genome assembly
GGGUGUACCUUCUAGAAUUACUCCGACUAACUAAUUAAAAAAAUUUUUUUAAAGGUUACAAUGAGGAAAUGAGAAGGACUGUAAAACCCCCAAAAUUGACCCGCGUCUUAUUUCCGACUGGUCCCGGUUAUCGAAUGAUGAUUGGACAGGGAUUACAAGGAAGUAAAUGGCUUCCUGGGGCAAAGAAAAAUGCUGAUUGGACGUUCCAACUUGGAAAGGAAUUUAGAGCAAAAUAUUGGGAUGGAAGAGAACAUUUGACAUGUAGUCUUAGGAGCACAAGUACCCCCAGAAGACUUUUUGUAUGAAAUCAAUCAACAAGGAAACAUGGAUCUGGUAAUUUAAAAUGCGUAACUUCAAAUCCUUUUAUUUUAGCAUGUCCUGUUUCAAAAUGUUCAUUUGAUUCAUCAUUACAUUCGGACAGAUUAAUUAAGAGAUUUUUAUUUUUUAUAGUUUUGUCAGAAGUUUCCGGUGUUUCUAUUUUCGAAAAAAACAAUUUCCGCGUAAUUUGGCA